Messenger RNA from Anolis sagrei ordinatus, 2509 nucleotides. NCBI's taxonomy places the organism in Eukaryota, Metazoa, Chordata, Lepidosauria, Squamata, Anolidae. The record is from RefSeq and is a predicted model, not a curated record.
GUGCUGUUAAGGUGAGGAAAUAAGAACGUUCUGAAAAAAGAGAGGCUUGGGAAAGCAAGCAGAAGGCUAAAGCAAUACAAAAACUGUACUGUUCAGGAGGUUUAAAUCUGUGAACCCCUGGCAAAAUGUUUGAAUUAUAAAUGUAAAAGAAUGGCAAGUCCCCUACCUCCCUAUCCUAGAGCAGACACAGGGGAGAAGUUACAUCAGUGUACGGAGUGUGGAAAACAAUUUGCUAGGGAAAGUUCUCUUACUGUACAUGAACGGACUCACACAGGGGAGAAGCCCUAUAAAUGCAUAGAAUGUGGAGAAAGUUUCAGUCAGAGUGGAAAUCUAUGUUCCCAUCAAGGGACCCACACAGGGAAGAACCCACAUAAAUGCAUAGAAUGUGGAGAAAGCUUCAGUCGCAGUGACAGUCUACGUUCCCAUCUAAGGACACACACAGGGGAGAAGCCAUAUAAAUGCAUGGAAUGCGGAAUGAGCUUCAGUCGGAGUGGCAAUUUACGUUCUCAUCAAAGGACCCACACAGGGGAGAAGCCACAUAAAUGCAUGGAAUGUGGAAAGAGCUUCAGUCAUGGUAGCAAUCUACAUUGCCAUCAAAGGACCCACACAGGGGAGAAGCCACAUAAAUGCAUGGAAUGUGGAGAAAGCUUCAGUCGCAGUGACGGACUGCGCUCCCAUCAAUGGAAGCACACAGGAGAGAAGCCACAUAAAUGCAUAGAAUGUGGAGAAAGCUUCAGUCGCAGUGAUACUCUACGUUCCCAUCUAAGGACCCACACAGGGGAGAAGCCAUAUAAAUGCAUGGAAUGUGGAAUGAGCUUCAGUCGGAGUGGCAAUUUACGUUCUCAUCAAAAGACCCACACAGGGGAGAAGCCACAUAAAUGCAUGGAAUGUGGAAAGAGCUUCAGUAAUGGUAGCAGUCUACAUUGCCAUCAAAGCACCCACACAGGGGAGAAGCCUUAUAAAAGCAUGGAAUGUGGAGAAAGCUUCAGUCGCAGUGACACUCUACGUUCCCAUCAAGGAAGCCACACAGGGGAGAAGCCCUAUAAAUGCAUAGAAUGUGGAGAAAGCUUCAGUCAGAGUGGAAAUCUACGUUCCCAUCUAAGGACCCACACAGGGGAGAAGCCACAUAAAUGCAUAGAAUGUGGAGAAAGCUUCAGUCGCAGUGACAGACUGCGUUCCCAUCAAUGGAAGCACACAGGGGAGAAGCCACAUAAAUGCAUGGAAUGCGGAGAAAGCUUCAGUCACAGUGGAAGUCUACGUUCCCAUCUAAGGACCCACACAGGGGAGGAGCCACAUAAAUGCAUGGAAUGUGGAGAAAGCUUCAGUCGCAGUGACAGACUGCGUUCCCAUCAAUGGAAGCACACAGGGGAGAAGCCACAUAAAUGCGUGGAAUGUGGAAAGAGCUUCAGUGUGAGUGGCUAUCUACGUUCCCAUCAAAGGAUCCACACAGGGGAGAAGCCAUAUAAAUGUAUGGAAUGUGGAGAAAGCUUCAGUUGGAGUGGCACUCUACGUUCCCAUCUAAGGACACACACAGGGGAGAAGCCACAUAAAUGCAUAGAAUGUGGAGAAAGCUUCAGUCGCAGUGACAGUCUACGUUCCCAUCUAAUGACCCACACAGGGGAGAAGCCAUAUAAAUGCAUGGAAUGUGGAAUGAGCUUCAGUCGGAGAGGCAAUUUACGUUCUCAUCAAAGGACCCACACAGGGGAGAAGCCACAUAAAUGCAUGGAAUGUGGAAUGAGCUUCAGUCAUGGUAGCAAUCUACAUUGCCAUCAAAGGACCCACACAGGGGAGAAGCCACAUAAAUGCAUGGAAUGUGGAGAAAGCUUCAGUCGCAGUGACGGACUGCGCUCCCAUCAAUGGAAGCACACAGGGGAGAACCCACAUAAAUGCAUAGAAUGUGGAGAAAGCUUCAGUCGCAGUGACACUCUACGUUCCCAUCUAAGGACCCACACAGGGGAGAAGCCAUAUAAAUGCAUGGAAUGUGGAAUGAGCUUCAGUCGGAGUGGCAAUUUACGUUCUCAUCAAAGGACCCACACAGGAGAGAAGCCAUAGAAAUGCAUAGAAUGUGGAGAAAGUUUCUGUCAGAGUAACAAUCUGCAUUCCUUUCAAAGGACCCACAUAGCGGAGAAGCCAUACAAAUGCAUGAAACAGGGAAAGAGCUUCAGUCUUUAAAAGGAAUAACAGAUAAAAUGAAGAUAAAAGGAGAACAUAUAAAGAAAUUUGGAGAGCCAACGAAAUUUGAAAAUAUAAUAUUAAAAGAACAGGCUAAAGAAGAAAAUGAGCAUCAAAAAAGGGUAACAAGUAUGAUAUACAAAAUAUCAGUAGAGAUUAAAGGGGGGAAGGGAUAUAAAAGGGAACUAUGGGAGGAAGAAUUGGGAAUAAAAAUAUGGAGAGCAAGACACCUCAAGAAUGUAUAAAUUAGGAUAAAAGAAAACUACUACAAGACGGUAUGGAAAUGGUACCUGACCCCGAGAAAGUUACAUAAUAUGGAUAAGGGUUGUUCAGAAAA